Molecule: messenger RNA, 9371 nt
Organism: Cyprinus carpio (common carp)
Lineage: Eukaryota; Metazoa; Chordata; Actinopteri; Cypriniformes; Cyprinidae
Product: rho guanine nucleotide exchange factor 17
Biological process (GO): actin cytoskeleton organization
Molecular function (GO): guanyl-nucleotide exchange factor activity
Source: RefSeq, a predicted model, not a curated record
GAAGAAAAGAGAGAGAAAAAAAAGAAGCCUUCGAAACAAAGGACUGCAAAAGUUUUUCCUGUAAAGCCAGUUCAUGGAGACCAUGCAGACAAGCAGAGCUUUUGGUUAAAGAGGCAAAAGAGUUAUGUCUGAGCUUCCCCAAAGUUCAGCAAAGAAAAUGAUGAUGAUAAUUUGUUCAAAAGUUUCCUACUCUGUGUUUACAAACGGACUCAUACCGUCAGCAUUAUCUGCUGUCUCACAUCAGAAAGAGGAAAAGCUGGAUCCCCCCUCGUAUUCCCCAGGGGUCUCUCUCUCUAACCCCGACCCCAUGUUUUAGUCCCGCCCUCAAUCCAAGCAACUAUCUACAUGUAAAAAGCCACAAGUCACGGAAACCCUUAAUUGUGCCAAAAUAAGGCUGAGCGCACUUAUUCAAGCUGGAAAUAAAGGAUGCUUCUGAAGAAAGACAGUCGGACAAGGAAAUGGGAUUUACUUUGGAAAAUGUACAUUAUUCAAACGUUGCUCUAGUGUGUGUUGGGCUGAAACACUUGGGAGUUUUCAUCUCAAACUUUGAGCUCUUUCCAAAUGCAUGGAUGGACACUAAGAGAAGCAAACAUGCGCAAAGUUCCGGGGAUAUAACUCUGUUUUCGUAAACAAUCUCAUCUGUUGUUCCUGAAUUUUUUGUCCUCCUCUUCGGAAAACACUGCCAAGCAAAUUUUGUGGUUAAAUGGGGGCAUUGUAAGUUGUUUUCAGGGGGGUAAAGGCAACCACGGAAAACGAAGGAGAAGAAAAGAGGACUAUUUAUCAAUGAACUGAGAGAAUAGUAAGAAAGACAAGUGGGAGGACAGGCAUCGCAAUGGCUGAAAGGGAGAUUGAAAGAAAAGGGCCUGCUCACAGAAGCGUCUCUUUCAAAAAGUUGGAGAGUUGGAGUGCAAAGCGCAGAUCACUUGGAGAGGAUUUGGAUAGGUGCGGUGCCCUUCCCCCAGACGCCGUAGAGCCCAGCGCGCAGCCAUCACAAGCGACGCACGCUGUUACUGUAUCCAGAAAAGUUUCCAAAAUCUCAGCGGCCAGCCUCUCGACCGCAGACCUCAAGAAAGCCUCUCAUGGAAUAUCUCCAUCGGUUCGUCAGCUCUCUGAGAAGUUCAGUUCGAGCACAGGCGGGACACAGAGCUCAUUAGUCAACACUGGAAGCGUUGAAAACACAAAAAGUAUCGAAGAUUCGUCUUUGAGCGAGAGUGGCUGCUUAUCCAAGGAGUUCUCGGAGUCUGCGACGGAGAAACUUAAGGACAGUAACAGAUAUUGCUCGGCUCACGAGUCUGUGUCAGGGUCGGAUUCGGACAGAGGAGAUAAACACAGGCUCCUGAAAACUCUGGGUGUCACAAGCACAGGGAGCCCAACAUGCAAAUCUCAUCGCUAUCACCCUUCCUAUGGAGAGACAUCUAUUCAUAUUGAUGCAAACUGGCCAAGCGUUUCUAAGAUUAGAGAAUUAUUUGGGGAUGGACGCAGAAAGCAACAUCGGUCAACUUCAGAUGCUGAUGACUUGAAAUCUGCAUGUCAAAACUUCCAGCAUUUCGACGCUAAAGAGGGCUUCUCAACUCCAGACAAAAGUGACAAACAGUUCCCCCACCAGCCAAGGGGAGCCUGGCAAGACACAAACUGCUCUCAUCAUGACAACAGUACAUUGUCAAUCCCUAACCUCCAUACUUUAGCUGCUGAAAGCCAUUCCUUUGAGUUUUUUAAUUGUGAUUCUCCUCCUGCACCCCCACCGCGCAGUAGAACGACCACUUUGCCCCUCAGGUCUCACCGUUGGCAGCUGCAGGAGCAGAGACAGAGGGCAGAGCAGCCACAGCCACUGGAUAGCUCGCAUUCCUCACAUAACUCCUCCCAACCACAGACAGGGCCCUCCGUGGAACUAGCCGGCACUGGGAGAAGACUGAGCUCUGGAGAAGAGGACGAGAAGUUCAGAGAACGGACAGGCAAUCGUUUCCCACAAAACAAGUAUGGCAUCAGGGUUAAGUUGAGAGGAAGGUCUUCAGGCAGUGAGGAGGACAGCCCUGCUGCAGCGCUAGCACACCACAACAAGGACGUAAGACGUCGCUCGCUAAGGAAAAAGAAGAAAAGCAAUUGCAGCAGAGGCAAUGAAGAGUCAGAUGACAGUGACAACCAACCUGUAAUGAUGGAGCCGUGUGAUUCUCAAACGGUGGGCCGCAGGAUUGAGGGUUUCCGUUCUAGGGGUUGUUAUACGGACAUGCCAUGGGCACGAGACAGCACAUCGCAACGAUCCCAUGUGACUAAGGACAGCUUUAGGCACCUAUAUAGAAAUUUCGAGGGGUCAGUCAGAACUAGCCCUGUUCCUCAGGUGUCGCGGGUUUCAAAAGUCACCAUACCCUCAUUUGCAUCCAGUCCAUUGGGGUCAAGAAGUAAUAGCAGGUAUUCUAGCACAGAGGCGUUAAAAGAAGAGGAUCAGCCAGCCAACAUUCACAGCUAUGGCAGGGCUUCAUCAGCUGUUCUGAGUAAAACAUACCAUGGCAAUGCCACAGUGUACCGCUCGCCUAGUUUUGGCCAUGGAGAUAACUUUUCUCGCGGCCCAGUUCGAGCUCACCCUAAGCUUGUGACCAGCUUAAGCCCAGCAGAAUAUAAAAAAAGCAGUACAGACAACAGGGUAUUCAGCCCCUCCUUAAAUAAUGAGAAAGACAGGAACAGGAUCUCUAUAUCCAACCCUGACAUUGCCUCUGAAACUUUAUCACUUCUUAGCUACCUUAAGACCGAUCUAUCUGAGUUGAGAAUGAAGAAAAAGGGACAGGAUGACGAGGACAGUCUUAACUCUGAUCAAGGCACAUCUGUGUACAGAAUGGGCUCCAGGACAAAUAGGCCGCACCAUGGACGUCCUUCCCUGAAGGAUCUCACUGCUACUUUGAGGAGGGCAAAGUCUUUCUCUUACUCUGAGAAGCCAGCAGGGCAGCAAUAUUAUGGUAGUGGGCCAAGUUUAAGGAGUUCCUCCGAGCAACGGCUAGACUCUGAAGAUAGUGGCGAGCAGGUGUUGAUUGCUGACAGGGAGGUGGAGAGCGACGACUGUAGAUGUACCUAUGGUUACGACGAGCCAAUGCCUACCCCUCUACAAGAUCGCUACGUACAGGAAGCCAGACAGGUGAUAAGAGACAUUUGUCAGAUGGGUGAAAGUAAGGAUGAUGAUUAUGAGGAAGACUGUUUCAAGACAAAAAGCAGUGAUGCUAAAAUAGACACUGAAAAAGCAGAUAAGGCAAAGCAGGAGGUGAGGAGACUUGAACACUCUGAUUUUAGUGGGUGUAAGGAAGGGGAGGCUGAUGGAAAAAGUGGAAAAUGUUUACAGAAGGGAAAUUCAGAGGAGAACGUGUUCUGUGAUAAGUCACUGGAUGAACUCUCCGGCCAUGAAUCUAGCCUGACAGAUGAAGGAAUUGUCACAGAGCCAGAGACUGGCUCAUAUGGGGGGAUAUCCUGUGGUAAAGACUUGCUGGGUCAGACUCCCACCGUUUGGAAUCAGUCAGGGUUGUACGAAGAGCAGUUGCCUGAUACAACACCAGAGGAAUCUCUUUCAUCUCAAGUUCCGUCUGUUAAGAUGGAGUAUGAGGGAGUAGCCAUAGGAGGAGACAUUAGCAGCAGUAAAAAUGUAAACCAGGGGGCCUUGGAGGCUCCGUCUACUCCUAGUGCUAUUCGUAGGCGAAGGAAAUUCUCCUCAGCUGGAAACAACGGCUCAGACUCCAGCAGUAACGGAGAGUCUAAUGGUGAGUCUGCAUUCCGUUCCUUGAGUGAUCCUAUGCCUCAUAGACGUCGGUCAGAUGCAGAGGAUGGCGGAAAGAGCUUCUCCAUGGACAGCAACCUGCUUGGUUCACUCUCUCUAAGUUCUAAGGUGGGUGUUGGUGUGGAGACUUCUGCAGCAGAUCUUUCUGAAUAUACAGGCAGUGCUGCCAGUGACCUUUCCGUGUGUAGCGACAGCCUAAGAGAUUACAGUACUGUGAUUCAGAGCAUUGUUUGUGAACCUGGCGCAAUGGACAAUCUUAUUGAUGAGAAGGCGAAUGGCAAGGCUGUGAAGAAAAAGAGCUUUAGCGACCCCAGCAGACGUGGAGAACUGGCAGAUACUGUCCUAGAAUUUCAAAAGCAUCCCAGCGAGCCAAUUAGUGAACUAGAACAAUCCAUAGCACCUUCCAGCAGUGAGCCCAUCUUAUCCGAGCAAAGAGACGAGCUUUGGGCGCUCAAUAGCGAACAACGACCUUAUUGUCCAAGCAGAAGUUCUCAUUCUCAAUCUGAGCAUGUUUUGCCCUCCCACCUUGGUCAUAAUGGAGAAACAAAAGCCCCAGGUGAGCCCUCAUUUCCUUUUGACCCUAAGCUAGCUCAGGUUUUGUCUCCUCGCACCAGUCGCAGAAGCCCCAAGAAACGCACAAACCGCUUUACCCAUCAGUUGUCUUGUGAUGACGGGGAUCACUUAGAUGAACAAGGUGACGAGCAGUCUUCUGCAUCCAUCCUCCCCCAGCUUCCAGCCUCAAAAGUCAAACCCAAACACGUGCGUCAUGCCAGUGAACCUGCCACAUUUGUGCCCAUUAUUCCUUCACAUGCCCACAUCUCCCAGGACAUCCACAGGUCUAGCCAUGUCGGAGAGUCUUCAACACCCAACAGAACAGUCCCGGGGGAGGAAACUCCAUCAUUAGAGGACGUCACUGAGCAAUACAUCUUGACCUUGAACUCUCCAGAGUGCCCGGCAGAGACCCCAGGAGCUACUGGUGGGGUUAUUCUGGACAGCACCACUUCCACACCUUCAGUUCCUACCACCAUUGCUGAGCCAAAACUAGAGAGGAAGUCCAGUGAGGAACUUUCCACUGCCUCUCUGAAGGCCAAGCCGAGAGUGGAUAUGAGAAGACAUGUGAUCAUGACUCUGCUGGACACUGAACAAUCAUACGUUGAGUCUCUUCGCACACUCAUUCAGGGCUACAUGAAGCCUCUCAAGCACCCGGAAAACUCGCCUCUCUGUGACCCGUCUCUGGUGGACGAGAUGUUCUACCAGAUCCCUGAGAUUCUGGAGCAUCACGAGCAGUUCCUGGAGCAGGUGCUGGACUGUGUCAACCAGUGGGCACGAGCAAGGCCAGACGAUCGGUGAUAACAGGUGCUCAUCCAGUCGUUUUCCAAAGAGAUCCUCGCCAAUAUUUAUUCAGCGUACAUCGACAACUUCAUGAACGCCAAAGAUGCAGUGAGAAUCGCCAAGGAGGCCAAGCCUGCUUUCCUGAAGUUUCUAGAGCAAAGCAUGCGUGAGAAUAAAGAGAAACAAGCUCUGGGUGAUCUGAUGAUAAAGCCGGUGCAGCGGAUCCCACGAUACGAGCUGCUAGUUAAGGAUCUUCUGAAGCACACUGCUGAAGAUCACCCUGACUACACGUUUCUGCUGGACGCCCAGAAGAACAUCAAGCGAUUGGCUGAGAGGAUCAACAAGGGCCGGCGCACCGCGGAGGAGCUGGAGAAAGAGUGUUCAUGCAGUGAAAAACUUGGCAUCGAGGGCGUGGAGCAUAUCCUGAAUCCACAGAGGAAGUUUCUAAGACAAGAGAUGGUGGUGGAAGCGAAAACGGUGGGUGGUAAGAAGGACCGGUCUCUGUUUCUGUUCAGCGAUCUGCUCAUCUGCACCACGCUGAAGAGGAAGUCUGGAUCUCUGCGCAGGAGCUCCAUGAGUCUAUACUCCGCUGCUAGUGUCAUUGACACCUCGAGUAAAUAUAAGUUCCUGUGGAAACUGCCCUUAGAAGACAUUGAGGUGGUUAAAGGUUCUAAUCAAGCCACUAACAGAGAAAACAUCCAGAAAACCAUCAGCCGUCUGGAUGAAGAUCUCAGCACGCUUGGCCAAAUAAGCAAACUGUCAGAAACACUCAGUUUCCCUCAUCAGAGUCUAGACGAUGUGAUAAAGGAUCUGAUGGCGUCGGUUCACCGGGAGCUGGCCGAGAAGCAGUCUCUGGCCUUCAGCAUGACGUUACUGCCCACUAAACUAGAGCUGACCAGCACUUCAGCAGAGACCACCUUCAUCUUUGAGUUCAGCAGCCCUGAUACCCGCAGUAACUUCGAGCAGGCCUUUGAGGAGGCUAAGAAAAAGCUCGCCAUGAACAAAGACCAGUGGGACCCUGAGUUCCUGAAGGCCAUUCCCAUCAUGAAGACCCGCAGCGGGAUGCAGUUCUCCUGCGCCUCCCCCAGUCACAGCUGUCCAGAGAACACGUAUGAGGUGUGGGUGUGUAACAGCGACGGGUACGUGGGUCAGGUGUGUCUGCUGAACAUCCGAGACGAGCCCACGGUGGAGGCCUGCAUCGCCGUCUGCUCCGCUCGCAUCAUCUGCAUCGCAGCCGUGCCGGGCCUGAAGAACAGAGAACGUGUGGGUCAUUCCACCCCCUCCGCCCCGUCUGAGUCAAACCCUGCAGCGUCUGCACAACCCCAGCUCCACAUCUGCAUCUCCGGCUCGUCUCUGGAGCUCAGCGAGCCGCCCGCGGUCCCCGCCGCAGAGCUCGUGCCCUUCGAUAGCGACGACACCGAUGAUGAAGACUCUCCCAGCCCUUCAUCCACACUGCAGAGCCAAGCCUCUCAUUCCACCAUCUCAUCCAGCUUCGGCAAUGAUGAAGCAGCUGUUUCAAAGGACAUGGCCACCGAGACCACCAGCUCCGAAGAGGAACAGGAGUUUCCCGUCCCGAGCACAUUCGGGGCCCCUCGGCUCAGUGCGGACAGUCCCAUGGACGGCCGAGCCAUGCGGCGGUCCAGUCGAGGCUCCUUCACCCGUGCCAGUCUGGAGGACCUGCUGAGCAUCGACCCCGAGGCGUAUCAGAGCUCUGUCUGGCUCGGGACCGAGGAUGGCUGUAUUCAUGUGUACCAGUCGUCAGACAACAUCAGAAACAGGAAGAACAGUAUGAAGAUGCAGCACUCUGCUUCUAUCCUGUUUAUCCUGUAUCUUGACAACAAAGUGUUUGUGUCCCUGGCGAACGGGGAGGUGAUUGUUUAUCAGAGGGAGGCAGGAAGUUUCUGGGAUCCUCAGAGCUCUCAAACGCUGUGUCUGGGCUCUCCAACUGGACCCGUGACCAAAAUGGUUCCUGUGGCUGGAAAACUGUGGUGUGGCUGUCAGAACCGAGUCCUUAUCAUCAACACCAGCACUUUAGCACAAGAGCACUCGUUCCAGGUGGGUCAGGACAGCGGGCGCUGCGUGACCAGUAUCGUGAGCUGUGGUAAAGGCGUGUGGAUCGCUCUGCAGGGCAGCGCUCAGGUGCGGCUCUAUCACGCCUCCACAUACGAGAGCCUGACCGAGGUCGACGUGGCACCAGCCGUGCACAAGAUGCUUGCAGGCUCUGAUGCUAUUAUCCGGCAGCACAAAGCAGCAUGUUUGCGGAUCACAGCUCUUCUGGCAUGUAAGGACCUGCUGUGGAUCGGCACCAGUGCAGGGGUGGUCCUGACUCUGGCCAUCCCGCCCGUGUCCUCCAGCACUGGGCCGGGCUCGCUGCGUGCUCCCCUCUUCCCCAUGGGCUCCGCCCACGGACACACCGGACACGUCCGCUUCCUCACGUGCAUUGAGCUGCCAGAGGGCUUUGACGUCAACUUCCCACCGCCGUCCGAAUCAGUGAACUCAGCACAGAACAGCUCAGAGAGCAGCAGUGGAGGCCUGCAGAGACGAGACUCCUCCCGACGGCGCGCCUCCAUCCUCCUGCCUGCCAAAUCCAACCUGCUGGUCAUCAGCGGCGGCGACGGCUAUGAAGACUUCAGACUGACCAAUAGCAGCGAGACGGUGGGGCGGGACGACAGCACCAACCACUUACUGCUGUGGCGCGUGUAGCAGAAGCCCCGCCCCCUCGACAGACAAGCCGCUGGACCAGCCCACGCACUUCCCCCUGAAACCCCGCCCCUUCCUGUUCUCUGAUGCGUUGUGCACGAGCAUGUAAGAUGUCAACCAAUGGGGUGUUUGUUUUUCGUUAUGUUGUGUCAUGGGUCAUUUCGUUUUCUCGGUGUAAAAUAUCUCGCUUGCCAUGUGGUGUUUCCUCUGGCUGCUUUUGAAUGUUGUGUUGAAACUUAAAAAAAAAAAAAAGCGGACGAAAUUGUCAUUACCUUGAAGAAGAAAAGAGAAAAAGCAGGAAAAGGUUAAGUAAAAAAGAAAGGAAGCAAGAAUUGUUGGAUAGAGAGAGGGUUUGAAUGCAUCACAUGAGGCAGGGAGGAUUGUGGGUAAUGUGGAUGGACGUACAAAGUGGAAAGACAAGUUUUUCAUCCUUCACUUCAUCAGUCUGCACACUUUUAUGGUCAACUACUGGUCUUGACAGACUGUGAUUUCAUUGGAGAAUGAAGAUGUUUUUGUUAAAGUGAGAUGAGAGUUAAUCUUAUGUAACCAAUGUGCAAUAUAAGGCUUGAGUACCUACAAACCGCUAUAUGACACACACACUUUACUACUUCAGUAAUCAACAAACUCACAGUCAGAGUUAUUACACAUUAUCACUUUAUUCUUUUGGUUAUCGAAUCAUUUUUAUGUAUAAAAAAGAUAAGACUUCACUAUGUUAUAUAAAAGAACAGCAAGGACAUAUACAGUAUAUAGGUAUUGUGACAAAAAACCUUUUGUACAGUAUUUAUGUUUUUUCAUUUUUAGUUAAGUCUUUUUUUUAUAGCACUUAAUUUAUAAAUAAAGUAGUCUGGCGUUUUUCUCUACUGAAAGAUUUUGACGCUCAACUCAAGUUGGGUCAGUGAGGUUGCAUUUGCAUUUGUAUUUGCAUUUUUGAAAAAUUAUUCUCACAAAGAAACAUCCAGGUCAUAUUUCACCCCAAAAUAAAAAUAAGUUUUAUUUGCAUAAAGAAAAUAAAUCAUAUUUUUUUAGCACUAUUUUUUUUUUUUUUUUUUUUUGCAACGUCCUUAUUUUCAUUGUAAUUAAAAUUGUGAUACAAAAACAAUCUCAUACACAUUACUGAAAUACAUUUUUACUCUUCCAAUUUUAUUUUUCUGAUUAAAUGUAACCAACAAAUACUGUGGUAUGGAAGCUUGUUUCCACCAUUGACUUAAAAAAAAAAAAACAAAAAAAAAACAAUAAAAGAUCAUUGUGAGUGAUUUUGCAAUUGUGACAUUUUUCUCAGAAUUGUAAGAUAUAAACUUGCAAUUGCAAGCUGAAGUCCAAAUCUGAGGAAAACAACUCUUUGUUCUUACAAUUUCUUAAAAUUCUUAAAAUGUUAAACUCUUAAAGAGUUUCUCACAAUUCUGACUUUAUAACUCCAUAAUAUAAGUUUAUUUCAUGCAAUUCUGACAACAAAUCCAGGAUUGCAAGAUGUAAACUCAAAGUCAGAAUUGUGAAAUAAAAAGAUGCAAAUCAACUAUUUUUUUUUUUUUAAUCCCGUGGUGGAAACGGGCUUCCAUACUAUGGCUUGUAUUUUACAAAUGUACUG